CAGGUGGUAAGUUCUCUUGUUUUAGGCAUGAGUACUUAAUGCUCACAUGUCUCUCUUUAUUUCCUCCACAACACCUCUACCUGCACAACAACAGGAACCACUAAGAGAUACUCCCACUCUACCACAACUAAUGGCUUUUCCAAUGCUAGAUGGUAGUAAAAUUAACAUUCUUACAAGAAUUGGUGUUCGCUACAAUGUUUUUGGACCAUUUCUGCUAAAUGAUGAUGAUGGAUCCGUAACGGAUGCCCUGAAGGAGUCGUGUAUGAGAGAUUCACAUGCAAUCAACCUAGAAAUUUCGAAACUGUGGUUGCAAGGUAAAGGGAAAUUGCCGAUAACAUGGGCCACCUUUGUCAGUGUAUUGAAGGAAAUGGAUAUGAAAGGCCUUGCCUUGGAUAUUGAGUCAUCUCUCCGAGAUGACUAUGCUGAGGCUCUUAGUAAAGGCUCUGUUCCUGGUGCUUAUGUGCGGUUAAUGUUCCUGGGGGCAGGGGGUUCAGGGAAGAGCAGCUUACUCGAUGGCCUUAUGAAUGUUCCAUUAAGAAUGGCGGAAACCACAGUUGUAGCUGACACACGCACUGUGUCAUUUCAGUGGAUCAAAGCAGCAGAUAGUUGUGAGGAGGCUUGGAAAGAGCAUACUAGUUCUGACGAGGCUACAAUUUUUAGCAGCUCAUUCUCAUAGUCUUGUUUCUGAAAAAGAGGAGAGGAGAGGAAGAAGCAGGGUCCUAUAUAUAUAAACAGCGUUUGGCUCCUGCCGUUGAUAGCUUUCGUUUGGCUCCUGGUGCAGUUGCUUUAAUAACUUUAAGGCAUCAAGUUAGUGGAAAAGAAGUUAGUCAUGAGCAUAAGGAGAAGGUAUCAGAAAUAACCAGCACUGCCUAUAGUGAAAUUAUCAAAAAAGCAAA
This is a messenger RNA of Geodia barretti, 896 nucleotides long. Lineage: Eukaryota; Metazoa; Porifera; Demospongiae; Tetractinellida; Geodiidae. The record is from the annotation of a GenBank genome assembly.